Messenger RNA from Sordaria macrospora k-hell, 2157 nucleotides. RefSeq lists its product as uncharacterized. NCBI's taxonomy places the organism in Eukaryota, Fungi, Ascomycota, Sordariomycetes, Sordariales, Sordariaceae. Gene Ontology annotation, molecular function: GTPase activator activity; small GTPase binding. Gene Ontology annotation, biological process: small GTPase-mediated signal transduction. The record is from RefSeq and is a predicted model, not a curated record.
AUGGCGAUGACGCUUCACCAAAACGCCGCCGACCAUAUGGCCGGUAGGCUCGGGUCGGGCAACAUGGAGCAGUACAUAGCUAUCAACGCCGGAUGCUCCGCACUCAUCGCCGCUAUCGCAAAGACCGUCACCGCCAUCCACGGCCUUAUGCGCGAAGUCCGUGAAUCACGCGCCGACCUCGAUCCCAUAUCCAGCGAACUCCAUUCCCUCGACGGCAUUCUCGAUAUUCUCAAGGACGACGUUCCACAUCUUCCAGAACAACUGGCGCAAAGGACCCCCGAAGUACUUAGCUACUGUCUCACCAUCAUCAACGAACUCCAAGGAUGCAUCUCCAUUUUGGACCGUGUUGGCCUCUCCCGGCAGGACAAAAGAUCGCGAUGGAUGGCGAGUAGGGGACAUAUUGCCAAGUUGCGUUGGACGUUGGAGGUGUACAAGGCCAGCCUGGGACUGGCGGUGGACUUGGUUGCGUUGACCUCUAACAAACAACAAAACGAAGAAAGCCCGGUUAGGGAAACUUUUAUGGAAGAUGCCUCUGUGGUAUCAGACGGCAAGGACGAGUUGGCCGGCGUAUUAGCCCAAAUCAGCCGUGUUGCUGCUCGACUCGAAGACGAAUCCCGCCACAACGGCGCUGUUGCGAAGCUUCAACAUUACCUCGAUGCGCUAUACGGAAAUGCUCUUGCCGCUGUCGACCGUGAGAUGGACCAUUUCGAAGGUCAACGAAAUAGUGCCCACUCCUCGACCGAUCAUGCCCCCGAUAGUGCUAUCGACAUGGGCGACGACGACCACACUUUUGUUCACGCCAAAACAGCGAAUAUCCCGAUACCGCAAACCCAGGUCGACAUGACCCAGGACGAGUUCGACGAGAUGCUGGAUGAGCUAAGGGAGAUGCCGGUUCGACCUCCAACACCACCGCAAAGGUCAGCGAGACGGUCUUCGUCGGCUGCUUCCGCCACCCGCAGCGAAUACCGCCCUAGCACAGCCGACUCCUAUACCAGCACCCCUUAUGGUGCUGGAACAUCGUUCCUGGAUCUUGAAGCCCGAAGCCAAAGCCCACAUCUUCGAAGCCAGAGCGACUCGGCGGCCAUCUCACCUCGACCAGCCCCCAUCAACCACCUCUCACAUAUGAGCGGGGGUCUGAUGCCAGUCCGUACGUACGGCCAAAACAGCGAUUCCCUCUGGGAGAACCCUCGCCCAGCGGUUCCCGUUCCUCGACCGACCACAUCUAGCUCGAACAUCACAAACUCCCCGAAACCCAACGUCCUACGAAGAAGCAGCUCCCGCCUUUCCUCCGCCCUAAAAGGCCUCAGCUUCGGUCGCCAGCGCUCCCACUCAACAACCAGCACCGGCAGCUCGGCAAAAUCAUCCACCUUCUCCAUGGCCAUGCCACCGACCCCUCCUACCCCAGCUCCCAUCGCCCACGAAGCCUCGACCUUCCAACCAGUCUCUACCAUCCCUCCUCCUGUCCCCUCCAGUGGCGGCGCCAUCUUCGGUGUCUCCCUCGCCAACUCAAUGUCCGUAGCCAAAGGUCUCGCCGCCGCCCGCCACGACAGCGGCGGCUCCUCCACGCGCGACUACCCGCUCUGCAUCCUGCGGUGCGUCUACUUCAUCCAAGACCACGGUUUACGCGCCCCUCACAUUUUCGCUCAAGAAGGUGACCCCUACCGCCUGCAGCGUCUGAAAGCCAUCUUCAGCUCCCCAGAAACCGGCUACGGCAAGUUCCUCGACUGGAACCAAUUCACAGUAUACGAGGCCGCCGACAUGAUUUUGUUGUAUCUCUCCUCGCUUCCCCAACCACUUAUCCCAGAAUCGGUAGCCAAGCGGUGGAUCGCCAUGUCCCGCCAGGCGACCAUGUCCGGGUCUUCUGCGAUCCGGUUAGACAAGGGGAUCGAUUUCUGGGAGGAGGCGCUGCAGGGCAUCAAGGGACCCAACAGGAGCUUGUUCAAGCUGCUGUUGAACCUGUGGGGCGACGUGGCGGACAGCGUGGAAUGGAACGAGAUGACGGCCGAGAGACUGGCGGAGAAAAUGAUGCGCCCGCUGAUGCACCUCCCACAGACGAGGUACGGGACGGAUUACAUGCUGGGACUGGCGUUUGUGGUGAGGAAGCGGAGCGAGUAUAAUGCGGGGUUGAAGGGAGAGAGGAGUCGGGCUGCUUUUUGA